AUGUCAAAUUCAUCUGACAAAGCCCCAUCCCCAGUUGAUUCUGAUCAGGGGCCAUGGCUUGAUGGACAAGACGUUGGCUGCAAAGCCGGAGAGCCAAAUGGCCCAAGCAAAUCGUCUGCUGGUAUCCAAGGCGGCCCCCACGCCGGUGCGGAGGGUCCCAACUCCGCACCCCAAAAGGGAGGCCAUUCUGCAGGCACUGGCAGUGGUCAACACGGUGGGAGCAACAAAGACAUUUCCAAACGGAUACCCCACACUUCCGACGAUACUCAUGUAUUUACACACUUGUCAUACGAGGAAAGAGAGAAUGAGUUCUGGGGCGAAAAGGCACAGGAUCGUAAGAAAAUGUUGCAGGAGGCGCUGAAAACUACUGGGUCAGCUACUGGGCCAACUGCUGAACCAACUGCUGAACCAACUGCUGGAACAACCGCUGGAUCGCCAAUGUCAAUAGUUGGAUCAACUACUGAAUCGGCAAUGGAAGUUGAUGACUAG
Messenger RNA from Colletotrichum phormii, 489 nucleotides. RefSeq lists its product as uncharacterized. The record is from RefSeq and is a predicted model, not a curated record. The transcript has 2 exons. Bases 1 to 489 code for a protein of 162 amino acids. NCBI's taxonomy places the organism in Eukaryota, Fungi, Ascomycota, Sordariomycetes, Glomerellales, Glomerellaceae.